AGGAACUGAUCCAGUUUAAACCGGUUUAAAGUGAAAGUGAAAUCUUCAGCAGCUUCUGUUUAGAUGAGAGAAGAAGGUGAAGAGCGUUUGGAUAAAAAGCACAGAGGAUUAAAUGUAAAAAAGGUCUAAGAUGAGCUCCAAAAUGAGCAUCUCUGGGGAACAGGACACACAGGAAGCUGAGAGGUGAGGACCUAAUCCAGAUCAAACUGGCUGAAAUCUUCAUCUGUUCAGCAGCGUCUGUUUAGCUGAGAGAAGAUCAUGAAGAACUUUGGAUAAGAGGCACAGAGGAUUAGGUUUAAUCUGAAGGAGGAAGAUGAGCUCCAAAAUGAGUGUCUCUGGGGAACAGGACACACAGGAAGCUGAGAGUGAGAUUCAACGAGAGGGGGCAGACUCUUCUGAAUCCAGCGACGAUUCAUUGGGCCAUCCACCAAAUUUCAGAAAAGAGGGCUCUACUCCUAAACUGAGAGUCCAGCAGAAAACAUCAGACAAUACAAGAAAUAUAUAUAAGGAACUAGAGCGCAAAGUCAUCUCCAUGGUAAAGAAGCAGCUGAAGAAGUUUGUGAAGAUCCUGAAGAGUCCAGAUAACCCAGCAUUCUCUGAGAAGAAAGAGAAGAAUGAGGAGGACCAAAAUGGGGUCACAGAGGGAACACUAAAAAUAACACUGCAAGCCCUAAAGAAUAUGGACAAGACAAACCUUGCUGACACUCUGCAGACCAAACUGGCUCCGUUUUGUACUAAAAAACUGAGGGAAAAGUUUCAGAAAAUUAAUGAAGAAAUCUCAGAUCCUGGAACCUCAACCCUUCUGAAUGAGAUCUACACAGAUCUGUACAUCACAGAGGGAGGGAGUGGAGAGGUCAAUAAUGAACAUGAGGUCAGACAGAUUGAAGCAGCAUCCAGGAGACCAGCAACACAGGAGACACCCAUCAAAUGUAACAACCUCUUUAAAGACCAGUCCAUCAGAACUGUGCUGACUAAAGGAGUUGCUGGAAUUGGAAAAACAGUCUCUGUGCAGAAGUUCAUUCUGGACUGGGCUAAAGGAAAAGCCAAUCAGGAUGUUCUCUUCAUAUUUCCACUUCCUUUUAGAGAGCUGAAUCUGAUGAAAACUGAAAAACUCAGUCUGGUGGAUCUUCUUUAUCAGUUUUUUAAAGAAACAAAGGAUUUAAAGAAGAAAGAUUAUUAUGAACACAAAGUCAUGUUCAUCUUUGAUGGUCUGGAUGAAUGUCGGCUUCCUCUAGAUUUCCAGAACAAUAAGAGAGUAUCUGAUGUAACACAGUCAGCCUCAGUGGAUGUGCUGCUGACAAACCUCAUCCAGGGGAACCUGCUUCCCUCUGCUCUCCUAUGGAUAACUACUCGACCAGCAGCAGCCAAUCAGAUUCCUCCUGACUGUAUUGAUCAGGUAACAGAGGUACGAGGGUUCAGUGACCCUCAGAAAGAGGAAUACUUCAGGAAAAGGAUCAGAGAUCAGAGCCUUGCUGAAAGAAUCAUUACACACAUGAAGUCCUCCAGAAGCCUCUACAUCAUGUGCCACAUCCCAGUCUUCUGCUGGAUCUCAGCCACUGUUCUAGAGAGGAUGUUGGGUGAAGCAGAGGGAGGAGAGAUCCCCAAGACUCUGACUCAAAUGUUCACACACUUCCUUAUCUUUCAGAUCAAACACUGCAGCCAGAAGUACCAAAGAGAAAGUGAUGUUGAUCUUGACCAGACUAGAGAGAUUAUUCUGGCUCUGGGAAAACUGGCUUUCCAACAGCUGGAGAAAGGAAACCUGAUCUUCUAUGAGGAAGAUCUGAGAGAGUGCAGCAUUGAUGUCAGAGAAGUGUCCGUGUACUCAGGAGUGUGCACCCAAGUCUUCAGACAGGAAACUGAACUUCACCUGGGGAAGGUUUUCAGCUUUGUGCAUCUGAGUGUUCAGGAGUUUCUGGCUGCUUUAUAUGCGUUUCUGUCCUUCAUCUCCAACAACAGCGAUGUGCUGCAACACCAACACAGUGGAUUUGGUUUCUCCAAAAAAGGAACAAUGUCUGAUUUCCUGAAGAGAGCCGUGGACAAGGCCUUACAGAGUUAGAAUGGACACCUGGACCUUUUCCUCCGAUUCCUUCUGGGUCUCUCACUGGAGUCCAAUCAGACUCUCUUACGAGGUCUUCUGAUACAGACAGAGAACAUCUCUCACAGUAAAAAGGAAGUAGUGGAGUACAUCAAGCAGAAGAUCAGGGAGAAUCACUCUCCAGAGAAAACUAUCAGUCUGUUCCACUGUCUGAAUGAACUGAAUGAUCAUUCUCUAGUGCAGGAAGUCCAGAAAUACCUGAACAGAGGAGAUUCCAGUGAUCUGAGUGGAGUUUAUCUUUCUCCUGAUCAGUGGUCAGCUGUGGCGUUUGUGAUGCUGAAUUCAGAAGAGGAGCUGG
Astyanax mexicanus (Mexican tetra) is the source of this 2393-nucleotide messenger RNA. RefSeq names its product protein NLRC3-like. The record is from RefSeq and is a predicted model, not a curated record. The transcript is spliced from 8 exons. NCBI's taxonomy places the organism in Eukaryota, Metazoa, Chordata, Actinopteri, Characiformes, Acestrorhamphidae. Bases 314 to 2056 code for a protein of 580 amino acids.